Messenger RNA from Solanum dulcamara, 3238 nucleotides. RefSeq lists its product as uncharacterized. The transcript is spliced from 2 exons. Gene Ontology annotation, molecular function: heme binding. The record is from RefSeq and is a predicted model, not a curated record. Bases 17 to 3157 code for a protein of 1046 amino acids. Lineage: Eukaryota; Viridiplantae; Streptophyta; Magnoliopsida; Solanales; Solanaceae.
AACAAGUCCAACUCUAAUGACAUCAUUUCCUUGGGCUGGUUAUGCAAUUCCCGUGGUGUUUGCACCAUUUGCUUGGCUUCUAUGCAUAUCUACCACCUGCAUAUGCAUCGGUACUCUUGGAAAUUUAGUACUUCAACCAAAUUAUUCCCUGACCCCAGAGGUGUCCAUCUGGUCAUUGGAUUUCGUUAAGUGGUGGGCGCUAUACAAGGCACAAGAAAUUUCAUCUAAAGUUAUGGCAGUGCAUUUGAGAGGAACAGUAUUUCUGAAAUACUGGUUUCAAGUAUUCGGCGCAAGGAUAGGAUCAUCGGUUGUACUGGAUACUAUAGAUAUCAGUGAUCCAGCACUUGUGUCAAUAGGAGAUGGAGCUGUUAUUGCGGAAGGAGCUUUAAUUCAAGGCCAUGAAGUGAAGAAUGGAAUCCUGAGUUUUCUUCCAGUUAGAAUUGGCAAAAACUGUUCGAUUGGUCCUUACGCCGUACUCCAGAAAGGAAGCGUUUUGACAGAAGGAACUGAGGUAGCAUCUUUACAAAAGACAGCAACAUCUAAAUCAAACAGUAGUAAGAAGGUCACUGAACCGGCAAAAGAAACAGAACAUGGUCUCAGUACAGCUAUGUAUCACUUGAUGGGAAUCUACAUUGUCGGAUUCAUAAACACUCUCUCAGGAGCUAUCCUUUAUUUCUUGUACAUACUAUUAACUCAAAAAUCUCCAUCUCUUGAACACUUCUCCUUACUCUGUUUGUGUGGAGCAUUCCACUGGUUUCCAUUCACUAUCAUUGCUUACAUUACCAUUAUCUCAAGUACCUCUUCAAGUUCAAUAAUCUUCGCUAUCUCAGUUGCAACUGCUUACUUGGCUCAUGGCUUGAUUUUGAGCAUCCUUACUGUAUUUGUAAACAAUUUUGCCUUGCAAAACACAGAUGAUACACUGAGUAUAUGGCUGAAACAUAGAAUUAACAUUGCCUGUCAUCUCAGAUUUGCUAAACUCCUUUCUGGAACUGAAGCUUUCUGCAUAUACUUGAGGCUCUUGGGUGCAAAAGUUGGAAAACAUUGUUCUAUCCGAGCCAUCAAUGCUGUUUCUGAUCCGAAAUUGAUGUCACUAGGUGACGGUGUCCAUCUAGGUGACUUCAGCAGGAUUAUAACCGGUUUCUACUCCAUGAGUGGAUUCACGAGUGGGGUGGUUGAGGUACAAGAGAAUUCAGUUGUUGGGAGCCAAAGUGUUGUCCUUCCAAGAUCACUUAUCCAAGAAAAUGUUAUUCUUGGUGCACUUUCAGUUGCUCCAAUGAAUUCUGUUCUUCAUAGUGGUGGAAUUUACGUUGGAUCUCAAGCCCUGGUCAUGAUAAAGAACACACGACACGCGAUGGAUGAAAGGAUAGAAGAGAUGGAUAUGAAAUACAAGAAGAUAGUUGGCAAUCUAGCUGCAAAUUUGGCUGCAACUACUCUCAAGGUCAAAACAAGGUACUUCCAUAGAAUUGGUGUUAGUGGAAAGGGAAUGCUCAAAAUAUAUGACAACAUAAAAGGAUUUCCAGACCAUAAAAUCUUUGGAUCUGGCAAACAAUAUCCUGUCAUAGUCCGGCACAGCAACAGCUUAAGUGCCGAUGAUGAUGCAAGGCUCGAUGCUCGUGGUGCUGCAUUGAGAAUACUCUCUGAUCAUACAAGUUUAGAUGAUGAAAAACCAAUUCUAGAUUUGACAUUGAAGACAGGGGAAGCAUUCUAUGCUCGAACUAUCUCUGACUUCGCGACAUGGCUUGUUUGUGGCUUAGCAGCAAGGGAGGAGCACGUGAAACGUGUUCCACAUGUUCGCGAUGCAGUAUGGACUUCACUACGUGAUUCUAACUCAUAUACAGAGAUGCAUUAUUACUCAAAUAUAUGCAGGCUUUUCAGGUUCACAGAUGGACAAGAAAUGUAUGUGAAGUUCAAGUUGAGGCCUUGUGAUGAAAACAUUGGAAAAGAUUCUGGUAAAGUUGAGCCUAUUGGAAUACUUCCUCCAGAAACAGGUGCAAUUCCUAGGAAAGAUAAUGACACACGCCCGUUACUUUUUCUUGUUGAUGAUUUCAAGAAAAGGGUAAGUUCACAAGGCGGCGUUCGCUACAUUUUCCAACUACAAUUCAGGACAGUGCCUAAGGAUGAAGCAACACAAGACAUUGCACUUGACUGCACUAGGCCAUGGGAUGAAGCAGAAUUCCCAUAUGUUGAUGUUGGAGAAAUUUUCAUUGAUCAGAACCUCACCAAAGAACAAUCAGAGCAGCUGGAAUUCAACCCCUUUCUUCGAUGCCACGAGAUUGAUGUUGUGAAGGCAACAUCAGCCUCUCAAAGUGCAUCCAUCGAUCAUGGUCGUUCAUUGAUCUAUGAAAUUUGCCAACAUUUGAGAAAUGGUGAACCACUUCCAGAAGCCUGGAAGAACUUCAUUGAACAAUCUGAUGUGAAAGUUGAUCUCUCUGGCUGUCCAAUUGCAUCAGCAGCACUACAAGUGAAACAAGAAACUAGUCAUCAAGAAGUAGCUCUAUCAAGAACAUGUUAUCAAACUUCUUGGUCCACUUUUGCUCAGCCAAUACUCCAAACAUUCUUGCCAUACUUUUUCUUAGCAUAUUCAAUUCAUGGUCCUCUAAAUUGGCUCAUUUUCUUAACAACAAAUCAUCCACUAUACUGGUUUUUUCCAUUCUUUUGGAUAUCCUCAGGGCUGGUAGCAGCAUUGGCUUGUGUGUUAGCAAAACUAGUCUUCACAACAAGAAAGAAAGAUGGAGGAAAAUCACUCAUAUGGAGCAAAGGACUACUAAUUGAAACAUUAUGGCAAGCAUUUAGGACACUUGUUAGUGACUAUUUCAUGGAAAUGACAACAGGAUCAUUCUUGUUUGUCAUUUGGAUGAAACUCAUGGGAUCAGAAGUUGAAUUAAGUCAUCAAGGGGUUUAUGUAGAUAGUAAUGGAGUUUUGUUGAAUCCUGAAAUGAUAGAGAUUGAAAGAGGUGGAUGUAUAGGCAAAGAAGCAUUGUUAUUUGGACAUAUAUAUGAAGGUGAAGGGGAAGUGAAGUUUGGAAAAGUUAGAAUAGGUGAAGGAAGUUUUGUGGGGAGUAGAGCUGUGGCAAUGCCUGGUGUAGUAGUAGAAAGUGGUUGUUGUUUAAAUGCUCUUUCACUUGCCAUGAAAGAAGAAAUUAUUAAGUCAAAGUGAAAAAUGGUUGUUAUUGUUGUCUUUGACCUUGAAUAAAUUACUAUCUCUAUAGUUUUUGUAUGGUUUUUGAAAGAAAAAAAG